AUGACAGUUAAUGAUAAGCUUCAAACUCAAGAUAGACUCCUCAAACAUGAGAUUAUUCAAGGUUCUGUGUGUAAGCUAUGUGAUGAUUCUGCAGAGAGCAGAAAUCACCUCUUUUUUGAGUGCAAAUUAUCAAAUGCUGUGUGGAAUGGUAUUAUGGAGUGGCUCAAAUUCAAAUGGAGAUCAUGUGACUGGUCUACACUUUUGAAUUGGUACUGUUUUAGGUUGAAAGGCAAAGGAUUUAAGCAGAAAACCAAAAGGAUGGCUCUGGCUGCAGCAGUGUAUAACAUUUGGAGAGAAAGGAAUAACAGGAUUUUCCAGCUGAAGUGUAAAACUCCUGAUGCUAUAAUCAAGGAUAUUAAGAUGGAUAUUUUUGUUGCUAUCUUAAAUGGUUCCCCUUCGGCUGAAGACAGAGAGUGGAUUCUAUCACUGUAA
Asparagus officinalis (garden asparagus) is the source of this 432-nucleotide messenger RNA. RefSeq lists its product as uncharacterized. The coding region runs from base 1 to 432 and encodes 143 amino acids. The transcript has 2 exons. Lineage: Eukaryota; Viridiplantae; Streptophyta; Magnoliopsida; Asparagales; Asparagaceae. The record is from RefSeq and is a predicted model, not a curated record.